GAUAUUUGUUUUUUUCUGAUUCUCGCCCAUUAAGCGUUUCUGACACAAAGUUUGGUAAUGAAUGAAGAUUGCAGACAUUUCCACGAACAAAAGCAAAGUUCUGCGUAUUUUUCCUGACAUCUGCAAGUGACAGCAAGCCUUAAACGUGACCAAAACGGCGCUUUGUGUGUGAGAAGUGGAAUGAUGCUGUUCCCUCCCUCCGUCCAUCUGCUCCCUCCUCCCGACGCCUAAAAUAAAAAGCGACACACAACGGCGUGCCGAGUAGGAUGAGACGCGUCCCGGGACGUUACAGGGGAAUUUCACUGUCUGCAGAAGAAUUUCCUUUCAUCACCUGGAUCAAUCAACAUGAGAGAGUGCAUCUCCAUCCAUGUGGGCCAGGCAGGCGUUCAGACUGGAAAUGCAUGCUGGGAGCUGUUCUGCCUGGAGCAUGGUGUCGGUCCUGAUGGCGUUUUCCUGAACGGUCCUGUAGCUCCGAACUGCCGUGAAGAUCCGUUUAACACUUUCUUCAACACUGGGAGUUUUGGUCGUCACGUUCCCAGAGCGCUCUUCGUCGACCUGGAGCCCACGGUGAUCGACGAAGUGAGGGUUGGGAAGUACAGAGAGCUCUUCCAUCCUGAGCAGCUGAUCUCUGGAAAGGAGGAUGCGGCCAACAACUACGCUCGAGGACAUUACACCGUCGGGAAGGAGAUCAUCGACGGAGUCAUGGAGCGCGUCCGGAAAAUGACGGAUCAGUGCACAGGCCUGCAGGGUUUCCUCGUCUUUCACAGCUUUGGAGGCGGCACCGGCUCUGGCUUCACCUCCCUCCUAAUGGAGCGUCUCUCGCUGGACUACGGCAAGAAAUCCAAGCUGGAGUUUGCCGUCUAUCCAGCGCCCCAGGUUUCCACUGCGGUGGUAGAGCCUUACAACGCCAUCCUGACCACCCACACCACCUUGGAGCACUCUGACUGUGCCUUCAUGGUGGACAAUGAGGCAAUCUACGACAUCUGCCGCCGCAAUAUGGAUAUCGAGACUCCCGGUUACAUCAACCUCAACAGGCUGAUCGGUCAGAUCGUUUCCUCAAUCACCGCCUCCCUUCGCUUUGACGGGGCUCUCAACGUUGACCUGACGGAGUUCCAGACCAACUUGGUCCCUUUUCCACGCGUCCACUUCCCACUGGUUACCUACUCGCCCAUCAUCUCGGCUGAGAAGGCCUACCACGAGCAGCUGACGGUGGCGGAGAUCACCAGCUCCUGCUUCGAACCAACCAAUCAGAUGGUGAAGUGUGACCCUCGUCGCGGCAAGUACAUGGCGUGCUGCAUGCUGUACAGAGGGGACGUUGUCCCGAAGGAUGUGAACGCCGCCAUAGCUAGUAUAAAGACCAGACGCUCCAUCCAGUUUGUUGACUGGUGCCCCACUGGCUUCAAGGUGGGCAUUAAUUACCAGCCUCCGACUGCGGUGCCCGGCGGAGACCUGGCCAGUGUCCAGAGGGCGGUGUGCAUGCUGAGCAACACCACCGCCAUCGCUGAGGCCUGGUCCCGCCUCGACCACAAGUUCGACCUCAUGUACGCCAAGCGUGCGUUCGUUCACUGGUACGUGGGCGAAGGCAUGGAGGAGGGGGAAUUUGCCGAAGCCAGAGAGGACCUGGCCUGUUUGGAAAAAGAUUACGAAGAGCUGGGUCGGAUGAGCUCCGACUCUGAAGACGAAGAAGUUUAAUAUCCAGAUAUUUCGAAACAUUUUCCAAGUUGGAGCUAAAUAGAAAGUAUUGGAGCCUUGUAAAGUAUUACUUUUCCAAGCUUGUUGUUUGAGAAGGCACAAAGUGAAACCGGAUUUUAAUUGUACUUUGAAAUUUAACUGAAAUUAAAUUUGUUUUACAGAAACACGAUUAGAUGCUGCUUAAGAAGUUGCUAGCUUCAUCAUUUACCACAAUUGUAAGGCUCAUUCAGAUUUUCUAGAAAAUUUAAACUAAAACCACACAAGAUACUUCAUAGUUUAAUAUCUACAACACUGUUACACAUUACUUUGGUAUUAAAUCAGGGGGAAAGUAUGUACCACCCGUGUUUUGCUUUUAUAUCACAUUUAAAUCAUCAAACAAGUUUAAUUCUAGACUAAUUCAACUUAAAUGAAUGCAAAAUGUUAUUUUUACUGAUGAAUUUGUUUAUUGAUGAGAGAAAACAAAACUCUUAUGGAGACACUUAAGAAAUUAAUGCAAAAGCAGCAUUUCUCGUGAUGAGAAGAUUUUGAAAUACAUCCCCCCUCAUAACUUCUUACUCUUUCUUCUAGAUCAAGUGUUUCCAAAUUGUUCCAAUACAGCCCCAUACACCCAAUUAGCUUCUGGAGGGGUCACCCCUUUUAGAAACCCACAGACACUGGGUUUGCAAAAUAUAAACUUUUCUUAUAUAUAUUCCCGAUUUAAUAACUAUCACAUUGGUUUAACAUAAAUGCUGCCUCAUACCUUAUAAUUUUAGUUGGCCAUGAGUUCUUAUGGGUUUUGCAGAGAACAAAAGAACCAAACCAUUGGCUUGCUAGCUUAACGAGCACAGCAGCUUGAAACAUUUAACUGGCAACUAAUCAGAAGGAUGGGAACGGUAAACAUUUAAAUAAAUAAUUUUAACUUAUGUUUUUUAAUUUUUUAAACAUAGAUUAUAUUUUAGGAUAAAAAUUUGAUUAAGAAUUUGUGAUUUAAAAAAUACAACCUUUUUAUGUUUCCCUCUAGCUUUCUGCGGCACCCUAGCGCCCCCUGGUGGCUUCCAUUUUAAAAACACCAUUCUAGACAUGACAAUUCUCAUUUAAACAGCAGCAUAUUUUGGUUUUGACUAUAGUUAAAACUUGUUAAAUCAAGACCAAAAAACAUUAGUUAAGAAGAAAAUGUUUCUUGUUAUGAUCAGUUUUAUGUCACAGUUUCCUCUUGUGACAGAAGAGGAAAUUUUUGCUUCCCUUUUUUCUUCUUUCUUUAUUGUUUAUUUUCAUGUGGACAAGUGAUAAAUAUAAACUAAAACAUAACAUCACAACAUUUGUAAAUGUGAUGUGAUUUACUUGUUUACCCUUUAAAAGAUAAUAAAUUAUAAAAUGUCAUGCAUAAAAUAGAUCCUAAAAUUAAAUUCAAACAGACCACAAUGAAAAAAGGGGCAGUCAUUUCUUCCUGAUCCAGUUAUUGAUUAUGCCUUGCAGUAAGUAGCGAUGAGUCUAUUUUUACAUCUCUGUGACGGGAUUUGAUCCUCCAUUUUUGGUACAUUUGUUGCAUUUCAGCUGGAUGGAAGAGAUUUUGGGGUGUGAGCAAUCUGUUUCAGAUGAUUUCACAUCUUCAGCCUCCAGGUUUGGACUUAGAUUUAGGUUGUUGUUGGCUUUAGAUUGGUGGUUAUUAACCUGGGUUCGACCGAACCCCAGGGGGUCGAUGAGUCGGUCUCAGGGCUUUGUAAAGUCGUGAUGACGCGCCCCGCUCAGCACGUGACAUUACUUGGCCAAUCAGUGCUGCGGGGAAUUUAGUGCGCAUAGUAGGCCACAGCUGUCGUAGUUGCACGUCGUGUGGUUUCUUUCUCAGUAUUUUUUUUCAUGAUUUUUCCUGUAAUCAGGAAGAAGAAACGGAGAGUAGAGAGGUGAAAGUGGGGAGCGAUGAGUAGCUCUCACACAAGGAUGAUUGACAGCACUAAGACCCUUCUCUUGGCUCUGAUUGAUUG
Poeciliopsis prolifica (blackstripe livebearer) is the source of this 3653-nucleotide messenger RNA. It is a transcript of the gene tuba5, whose product is annotated as tubulin alpha 5. Gene Ontology annotation, biological process: mitotic cell cycle; microtubule cytoskeleton organization. The record is from RefSeq and is a predicted model, not a curated record. Gene Ontology annotation, molecular function: structural constituent of cytoskeleton; GTP binding. Lineage: Eukaryota; Metazoa; Chordata; Actinopteri; Cyprinodontiformes; Poeciliidae. The transcript is spliced from 5 exons. The coding region runs from base 346 to 1692 and encodes 448 amino acids. Gene Ontology annotation, cellular component: microtubule; cytoplasm.